UGUAGACAGUUUAUAAUUUACAUUCGAGAUAAAAAUAAUUAUUAGACGUACCGGUACGUGUAUGUUAGUGAAUACAUAGCAGCUUGAGAGUGACUAUCAACAUGUGUUUUAAACAAACAAGCGGUUUAGGUUCAUUUAAAUGUUAGACAUAUCAUUAUAAAAAACUUGCAUGUUCUUUAUUUAUUUCAAGUAAAGUCUAGUUGAGUUUGUAGACAAUAGUGCAAUCUUAGUACCUAUUAUCUAGUGUUAUUAUCUAGAUCUGUUUUGUUAUCAUACCUCUACAUAUGAGAAGUUUUUUAAUUGUCUGUGCUAGACUCACAAAUCUAUCAAAAAUGUCUUCAUACAAAUUGGUUAUGAUUCGUCAUGGGGAGAGUGAAUGGACCAACCAGAAUUUAUUUUGUGGCUGGUAUGAUUCUCAACUGAGUGAACAGGGACACAAGGAUGCAAUUGAAGCGGCAAGAUUGCUAGUAGAGACAGGUAUGAAAUUUGAUGUUGUAUUCACCUCUCUGCUUAGCCGAGCUGUGUGCUCCGCCAAAGCAAUACUUGACGAGCUUGAUCAGAAGCAAAUCCCGAUUGAAAAGGCUUGGCAACUGAAUGAGCGACAUUACGGUCAUCUGACGGGCAUGAAUAAGGAAAAAGCUGUGGAGCAAUAUGGAUAUAAACAGGUACAACUUUGGAGGAGAAGUUUUGACAUUCUUCCACCUCCAAUGUCCAAGGAUCACUUCUGUUACGAUGUGAUUGCAGACUAUUUCAAAAAGUUCGGAGAUGAAAUCCAUGUUCCUGAAGUUGAAUCGCUAAAAACCACUAUGGAAAGAGUUGUUCCUUACUGGAGGGCAACAAUUGCUCCUUGUAUUUUGAGCGGCAAGAAUGUCCUGAUCGUCUCACACGGCACAGUAUUGAGAAGUCUGAUAAAACACAUUGAAGGUAUUUCCGAUUCAGAAAUAACUAACAUAAAUGUACCUACAGCGAUUCCAUUCAUAUACGAGUUCAAUUCAGAGCUGAAACCUCAAAAACCAAAAACGUUCCUUGGUGAUCAAGAUAAACUCGAGUUAUCCAUCAAGAGAACAGCUUCUAUAACCAGAUCGAAAUAGAAACAAAUUAACCAAGACUAAGAUAUUACAAUUUUUGAAAUAUAUUUUUUCAAAACGUUCGCCAGUAGUAUUAGUUUGAGGAAAGACUGAUUCAAUAGGCCUCAAUGAUAUUUUUGACGGUAUUGUUAGGUACCGUACAUUUACAAAAUUUUCAUCAUGUUAUAGAUAAUAAUUAAUUAAUAUGUAAAUUAGACCUAAAUAUGGUGAAAUACUAACAGUAUUAUUUCAAAAUAUUCAUGGUUUUUAGAAUUCUCUAUUAUGGUAAACGGAGUUUGUUAUUAAAAUGUUAGGUAUUAAUAUUCACUAUAGGUACCGUGCAGUAUCUAAUUUUUUGACUUUAAUAAUAAUAAUGAGAUAAUAAUA
Messenger RNA from Nilaparvata lugens (brown planthopper), 1454 nucleotides. RefSeq names its product 2,3-bisphosphoglycerate-dependent phosphoglycerate mutase-like. Gene Ontology annotation, biological process: glycolytic process. Bases 285 to 1091 code for a protein of 268 amino acids. Gene Ontology annotation, molecular function: intramolecular phosphotransferase activity. NCBI's taxonomy places the organism in Eukaryota, Metazoa, Arthropoda, Insecta, Hemiptera, Delphacidae. The transcript is spliced from 4 exons. The record is from RefSeq and is a predicted model, not a curated record.